Molecule: messenger RNA, 660 nt
Organism: Knipowitschia caucasica
Lineage: Eukaryota; Metazoa; Chordata; Actinopteri; Gobiiformes; Gobiidae
Source: the annotation of a GenBank genome assembly
AUGGCCAUGGAGCAGGGAAGAGUGACGGAAUUCGAAGGAAAGAGCCUCGACCAGAUACAAAUUGAGCCUGAAGGGAGAGCAGUAGAGAUCCUCUCACAAACGGACGGGCUAAAAGAAACUUCAAGCGGAGAACCUUCAACCAUUCAUCCAGAUGCACCCCAUGGUAGUGGCAGUGCCCCUUCUGAACGUGUGAUUGGUUUCUUCAGUCAGCGCCUGGAGCAGGCCGGCACUGACCUCUCUGUGGAGAGAGUUCAGGAGGUCAUCAUGAAAGGAGCCCAGGCCCUGCCCAAAGACAGACUGAAGGAGAUGGGGUGGGGGCACUUUCUCCUGGGCACCAACGAUCGCGAGGUGGCUUGUGUGGGACAUAAAUCUGCCUCAGUGGCUCGUUACCCGACACACUCUGCGCUCCUUGUGGGGUACGCUAACCCCCGCCCCUCCCUCGACCCCGCCAUUAAUCAGCGCAGAGAUACGGAGCUAGCGGCCUCCCCACUCCGAUCUGCGCCGCUGCUGACGCCAUUAAUUGCCCGUUCCAUCAUGCGUUUCAUGUCCCGUACUCGGCGUCCGGCUGCAAGGCAUUUGUCUCGCUCGCUGAUUUGGAAGAAGGAUGGUGCGUAUGGUUCCACGUGCUCUUUCUGGCAGCACCUCGGAGCGCUAAUGUAG